CUCCCUCCAAAGCGCUCAUUGCGGAGAGGUUACUCACAGUCGGUCACAGAGGAGGAUCAUUACAGGUUCCAAACCAAUGAGAGCAGGUAGCAUGACGACGUUGAGCCGAAACGCCGCUUUCUAAUCGUCGUUAUUGAUGCGACGCACGUACUCACGAGGCUCCCCGACUAUGCGACGGGACACACUCAUGUGUGGUUGGCGCCAGUGUUUAUCGCCAUGAAGGCAGCUUCAGGUUACCGCGACUUGCUUUCGUUUCCCUGCAGGCUGCGGCCAGGACCGUGCAAGUUAAACGGUUAAAGGGGCCUGAUCUGCCCUCGUCUGACAGUCCUCUAACAUUUCCAUAUGGACAUGAGAGGCUUCAGGAGGUGGUGAUGGAGCUCCAGGAGUUGAGCUGGCUGGGUCAAGUGGGGCUCUUCCUGGCCUCCAUGCUCAUAGUGCUGGCCUGGCUCUUGCAGUACUCGCUGACCCUCCUUCGGCUGUGGAGAACCAGGAAGGCGGCCGAGCAGCGUCAACAUCAGCAGCAUCUCUCCCUCAGGCAGCAUCACGGCUGGGCUGGGAGUCUGCGGGGCUUCCUGGUGAAGCUGCGUAUGGCUCGGGAUGGAGGAGCUGCAUCUGAAGCCGGGGUUAAAGCCUUGUUGACCUCUCUCUUGUCCUUCAAGUCAAUCAGGGAACAGUGUCUCAGGAGCUGGGUCAAAGCUUUGAAUGAGCAAGCCUGCAGGAAUGGGAGCUCCAUCCAAAUCACUUUUGACAACAGUCUGCAGUUUACUGCCACCCCUGCAAUAGAGACUGUCACCUGCACAGACCAAUCAGCACAAAGAAUGGUUUUACAUUGUACAUGUCGGGUCGACACGGUGGCAUUUCCUGUGACGGUUACACGGCAGUCCCCUGCCGCCAUCGCCAUGGACACCUAUCAAAUUACGAUCGCGCCUACAGCAGCAAAGGUGGUCGCAUGUCUGAAAGAGGUGGAAGACGAAGGUAUCCAAGUGUCGUGGACUCUUUCCAAGCAACCAUCUUUUAAACUGUCAGCAUCGUCAUGCAAACUGCAGAGACAUGGUGCCAAUGCAGAGGCAGACCUGGACGUGAUCACGAGCCUGAUAGAGGAUACUCUAUUCAGCUCUCAUCCAGCCAUGGUCCUCAACCUCAGGGCCUGUGCAGCUACUACUCCCGCCACCAUGGAGCAUCUAUCAGUAGGAGUAAAGCCUGUACCCCAGAGUGUCUUGGUGCGCCGACUACUGCUACGGCAGCUCAGAGCGACCCUAAGCAAAGGUCAGUGGUGUAGCUCAGUGGAGCUGUGCUGCGUCAUCAGCCUUAACCAACCCUCCACAGAAAGGAUAACCUGCUUCCUGCCUGUGCCAAACAACCCCAAGACCCCUCUGGAAUGGAGAGAAGAAAUUACCCUGGAACUGAGCCCAGAAACCAAAGAGCUGAGAGUGAGACUUCUGGAGCGGAAUGGCAAAAGCGAGCAAUUUCUCCCAGGACAUGCCUCCUUGGCCUUAGACCUGCAGUCCAAAGUUCCUACCUCUGUCACACUCACAGUAAAGCCAGGCACCGCUUUGGAACUUAUUGCCACCAUCACAGCAGAACUUCAGUAUGUGGAAAGUGAGGAACUUCUCCCACCACUGCGUUCCUCACUCACCCCUACCAAAAAGGUUGACGUGGAUCGAACCAUCAUGCCGGAUGGAACCAUCGUCACCACUGUGACAACUGUCCAGUCCCGACUCAAACUGGAAUGCAGCCCAGGGGAGUCACCGUUGCGUUCCCCGUCCAAAGUGGAGGUGACUGAGAAGAAGCCCACCGUUCUCCAAGAUGGAAGAGAAACACCCAGUCCUGAUCCCAGCAAGGGCACCCGCUUGUCUAACGGCUUGGAUCCUGUUGCAGAAACAGCCAUUCGACAGCUGACCGAGUCCAACUCCAAAAUGGCUCGUAAGACCCCAACGAAAAGAAGCACACUGAUCAUCUCGGGCGUGUCAAAGGUUCCACUCUCUAAGGACGAGUGCACUUUGUCGAGUGGCUAUGCCGCCGCAAUGGACGCCGCCAUGCAAAGCAACCAGUUUGGGGCGGGGCGCCACCAGGAGCCAGAUGAGACCACACCGUCGGAUGUGUCGGAGCGUCCGUCUGUGGACGAUGUGGAAUCAGACACUGGCUCCACUGGUGCCUUGGAAACACGCAGCCUGAAGGACCAUAAAGUGGGAAUUCUGCGAAGUGGAUCAAAAAUGCUGUUCCGCAGAAGACGCCGGGAGAAGGAGCCCUGCCUCAGCCAGUCUCACGAAGACAUCUCCAAAAUGGAGAAUAACUUUGCAGCGAAUUCAGCAAACAGUCGAAAGAAGUCCGGCAGCUUCUCACGACGGCUCAUCAAGCGCUUCUCUUUUCGAUCAUCUGGGAAAUGGAAAGGCAAAUCUGCAAGCACCAAUGGGGGAGCAAGCUCUGCCAAUAACUGAUAUCUUGCUGACUCAGCACAUUGGAUGGAGGACACCAUUUGAAAUACUCCAGGACAAUUCAAAUUACUGAAGCUGAAAUGAGAUGAAGACUAUUGUUUUGGAGGGUAAUAUUUUGCUGGACUGAGACAAGGGAACAGUUGCAAUGAAAUGCUGUGCUUCUUUUUAACUCUUCUUUGAAAUAAUAUAAUGAUGCCACUACAAUGGUAGUGAUGCACUUUA
Nerophis lumbriciformis (worm pipefish) is the source of this 2657-nucleotide messenger RNA. It is a transcript of the gene c2cd2l, whose product is annotated as c2cd2 like. Gene Ontology annotation, biological process: positive regulation of insulin secretion involved in cellular response to glucose stimulus. NCBI's taxonomy places the organism in Eukaryota, Metazoa, Chordata, Actinopteri, Syngnathiformes, Syngnathidae. The record is from RefSeq and is a predicted model, not a curated record. Gene Ontology annotation, molecular function: phosphatidylinositol transfer activity; phosphatidylinositol binding. Gene Ontology annotation, cellular component: cytoplasmic side of apical plasma membrane.